GUUAUUUCUAGGUUUGGAUCCUGUUUUUUUUUUGCUUGCGAGAUCGCGUGACUGUGAAGUGCUGAGGAUGUAAAAAAGUAAGCAGAGAAGUUGGUUGCAAAUCUGUAUUUUGCGAAGAUCGUCACUACGAGUGAGACCAGAAAGAAAAAAUGUCUUCCUUGUCGUCUUCAUCGUCACUCCUUGCAGCGUCUUCGCGACGCACCCUUGCAGCCUCAUCUGCCAGACGAGUUCUGGUUCUUUUACCAUCACAAGGUGGACAGCAUCCACCUCAACGGCGCCUUUUCCACUUCCAGUCAGCAAGAAGAAGAUUUGUCGCAGUUUCUACGUCUCCCUCUUCGUCCAUGCAGAAGCUUGAAGAGCUAACACAGCAGAUUGUGAAUGCUAGUGCUGGUGCGUCAAGUUCAAGUAGACCUUCAUCAGAUGGCAACAUGUUGGUCAACAUUCCUGCUCAAGAAUCUUCACGCGCAACCGGCUCAUCUAUGAUCUUUCCACGGUCUGCAACCAGUACCGAACUGGCGGGCUUUGUGCCUCGCGCACCGCGCGUUAGUGAGAAACCGAAAAAGACGAAUUUUACUGCGAAAGUGCUGUUCUUUUUCUUCGCAUGUCAUGCUUUGCCUGUGGCUUUUGCUAUUCGAUAUUACAGGAAGCGGCGCGACGAAAGAUUUGCGAAUACGCUUUUAGCACUACCCGACACAGCGGAAGCAGUAGCAAUGGAAGCGGCACGUAAAAUAUUCAUAAUGAAUGGACACCUUAAUCUGAAAUUCCGUUCAUAGUCGCGAUUAUCCCUAUAAUUCUUCUUGUGAACGAAAACCACUGUGGUAUGAAUACACCAUUAAUUCCAGCAAUUCCCUAUAAGAGAGCUGAAAUUGUCUACGCCACGACAGGUGUCGCCCGAUCGAGCACGAAUGCUUUCCUACUGACGGCACACGGUAUGCAGAGGAUCGACUGUGCCGCACCUGAACCGGUUCGGGUUGUGCCAAGAUCGUCUUCUGCCGAUUAUAGUGCAACAGAUACAAGAACAACAACAACUAAUAGCACGACUAAUGAAGAACAAGAUCUUCUCGCCUCUAUGGUCCCUGAAGACGUCGCUGCGUUAUUUUCCCACGUCCCCGACCCAGAACAGCAACGACGACCACUCCGACAGGUGCAUUUUGUGUUGGAGAGUAGGGCACAGCUACCAGAAGACAGACGUGCUAGUGUUUUCUACAACAGUGCACUGAGGCAUGCGUAUGCGACAGUGAAGGGGACGGUGAGCGUAGUGGAGGAUCAAGAAUUGAAGAGUUACUACACUUAUUCGGGACCAUUGUCCUUGUCAGUAGGUGGGAAGAAGAUCCUUUGCAAGUUCGUACCCGACGAAGUAGAAUUAAAGACGUUCAACCAGGAGGAACAAUGGCACUCGAGGAGGUUGAAACUGGAGGGAGACGAUAAGUGGUGUUUACAGAUGCAAUAAACUAAAACUUGUUGUAAGUAAUGGACCGACAUGGACAUGAUUGAAGAGGACGGCAUUUUUGAGGAUCGUUUGUAGCAUCCCUGUACUAGUAUGAGACUCUUCUUAUUUCGGUACAGAAAUAUUAGUUCUAACGCAUAUUGCUUUAUAGUGAUAUUCUCAUGGUUCCCCUAGUGCAGAAAAACAUGCACACUUCAAGACCAAGACGAAGCAAGCUUCUGUGAAACAAACAAGGAGUGGACAACUGAGCACUUCAGCGAGGGGCGAGGGAAAUUGAUUUUUUUGCACAUACUUACUCAGAUGAAGAGGAGCGAGGACAGAAAAAG
This is a messenger RNA of Amoebophrya sp. A25, 1773 nucleotides long. Lineage: Eukaryota; Dinophyceae; Syndiniales; Amoebophryaceae. The record is from the annotation of a GenBank genome assembly.